UCCUUUUCUAGAGGAUUGCUCUCCUCGAAGUGAGUUGGUUACCAAGAAAUAUUAUCAAACAGUAAAGGUGUGUUACAAAGUGCAUCAGAGAUCCCGAUCUCUUGUGCUACCAUGGAAGAAAUAUUUUUUCAUUCCUUCGUACAGUAAGCUGCAGUGAAUAUUUUCUGUAAAAUCAAAGAGUCAAUGAAACGAAUUGAAGAAAAAUUUGAAAUUCUCCAUCAACAUGUAAUGGAUGGCAGGAAGGAUUUAGCCAUCUUGAGCAACAGCUUCGUGCGUUGCAGGAAGAAGAAGAACACGCAGCGAAGGUGGAAGAAAAAAAGGGAAGAACAACAGCGGAUUGCUUGUCCGAUUUCUUCUUCGACAAAGGCCAUCUCUCUCAAAUCGCGAUUUCUUCACCACCACAAUGGAUUUCUUCUCAUCGACUGGCCUCGGCUCAGAUUUGGGGGCCGUCGAGAUUUUCCCUUCUCAGGAAACAGAUGCAAAUAGAUAUGCGACAAAGAGAGGAGCGUGUCAGUUCAACCACUGGAAACGAUUCCCUUGGCACCAGAUGGAAGUUUGAUCCUGGUCGUCUCCAUUUCUUACCCUCACAAUUCUUCUUCUCUAACCUCUUUUUCAGUCUCUGUCACUUGGAAUCCGAAAAACCAACAAUGUUUCUUCCAUUUCUUGUCUUCUUUCCCUCACUUGUUUCCUCUCUACCUUUGGCUCUCCAAUCAGAAACAACCCUCAAAUCGUCUCACUCCGUUUACUAUGCCGACACCACGGUCUUUAUAACUGGUAGUAGCAGGAGUAACGACCGAAAAAUCCACUUCCAUUCGGUGAUCCCCAUAGUCAACAAGCUGCAGGACAUCUUCGCGCAGCUCGAGAACCAGAUCGGGCGUUAUCCUGAGCCCAACGUAGAUCCAAGAGAUCCAACAGAGAGAUACCAGGACAUUUCUUCGUUUAUGCAGACAUUCUUGGAGCCCAUCAUCAAGAUGCCAGUGGACAAAUCAAGACGUGGGGUCGGUUCAAAAAGUCCUGGAACCCAACAUCUGAUUGGGAGAUCACCUAUUGAGGUAUUUGAAGCUGUCGACCAGCAACUUCAAGGAUAUAAGCAGAAGCUCUUUGCACUUGCAGGCAUGCCUUUGUUUAGCUUCAGUUUCCCAAGGUAUUUGUAUGGAGAAUCUGGUGCUGUCAAUAGCUUAUUUGACGCAGUGAAGGGUGAUGACGAUAUUCUCGGUGAUUGUGGUGAGGUACAGAGGAGAAGCUCCAUGAAUAUGUUGGUACCAAUUUCUAUUUCAAAUCUCAAUUGGUACCCAAACGAAUAUUAUAGGUUGGUUGAGAAAAUUUGUGAAAGUUAUUUUACCAACGUUGGAAAUAUUUUAGAGAAAUCUGAAGUUAUUGGUGUUUCUCCUGUAAUCUCUGGUGGUAAAGAGUGGAGAAAUUUUACGUGCUUGCAAAUUCUAGAAGGCAGGGAUAGUGCACCUUAGUUGCUCGAUGAAACGUCACUUAGGGCCUUUUUUGAGGUGUAUGGGAUAAAUCUACUAAAACUUGAAGAAUAUAAUUUGAUAGAAGAAUAUGAUAGAGGAAAGGGAAAAGAAAUUGUGGAGAAUCAUUGGGUGAACAAAACUAAUGUUUUUCACCUUUUUUAUUUUGAUUUUGAUCUUAAAGAGGAUGGAUCUAGUGACGGGAAAGGUGAGGAAGGAGAUGAGAGUGGCUGUUUAGAAACAGAAUACUUAGAAGUUGGAAUGGAUCUUACAGAGAACUUGCUCAGUUUGGUUCUCUCUCUUAGACCACAUCAAUCUUUGCCGAGCGAGUAGAGUGUGUAGGCAGUGGCGAGCAGCUAGUGCUCAUGAAGAAUUUAAGGAUAUGUGUAGAAGGUAUCCAAAGGCAACAUAAGUUAAUAUUUCGGGUGCUCUUGCUAUUCACCUGCUUGUUAUGAAAAUAGUCUAAUCAUUAAGAAAUAUGGAGGUUUUAACAAUGGGGAGAGGGCAGCUUGGGGAUAAUUUUUUCCUUGCUUUGGCUGCUUGUUAUUUGUUAAAAAGAUCGAGUAUAAGUGAUGCUACUCUUGGUAAUGGCAUUCAAGAAAUACUUAUCAACGACGAUAGCUUACGUCAUCUUCAACUAAAUAACUGCUCGUGAGCUCCACAGCUGGGAGGGUAUCACUUUAGCUUCAAUGGCAGCAAUAUCUCAUAGUUACAUGUUGGAAGUGUUGAGAGAGAUGGAAAUCAGUGGGAUUUCUCCUAGCAUAGAGACUUACGAUUCAUUGAUAUCGACUUAUGCUAGAGUUGGUUUGAUAGAGGAAUCCAUGGAUCUCAAAAACCAAAUGAGGGAGAAGGGGGGGUUAAGCUUGAUGUAUGUACUUUCACCACCACGUUGUCAAGGUUUGAGAAAGCUGGCAAGGAUGAGUUUUCAAUAGAGAUUUUUGAUCAAAUGUCCUCCCAAUAUGUUGUUUCCUUUAAUGCUAUUUGUUUAGGCCUUGCAGUAAAUGGUGUAGAGGUCGGAAAUUUUGAUUGGAUCACUGGUGAUGAGCUGGAAGUUAAUAACUUCCAGUUAGCACUGUUCAUAUGAGCUGGGUUUUUUCCAGGCCCGAUUCGAAACCCGGGUACCUGGGUUCCAGUUUCGGUUCCUGUUUUCGGCCCGGAUUUGAUCUAGGCUGGAACCCGCAUUACAAAACCCGGACCUAUACGGUCUGGAUCCGAGUUUUGAAACUGGGUUUCGAAUUGAAAAUUCGGUACCCGGUUUUAGAUAUAUUUAAAAAAAAAACUCUUCAAAUCCCAGUCAGCCAAUCCCCACUCGUGAAUCGUGAUACUCUUAUCUACUAGGGUUUCUGCCCCCUCUUUUAUAUCUCAUUCCAUGGCUCUCUAUCAAAUCCAAAAGUCGCAACUGCAUCUCCAUCUCUCUCUCUCUCUCUCUCUCUCUUUCCUUUUCGAGUUUCUGAGGCUGCUGUUCUACAUUAUCGAGAUCCAUAAAGGUUCUCAAUGUGGUGGCUGAGGUUAAUCUCUCUCUCGCUGUCGUGUCUGUCUCGCCGGAGACCUUUCUGUAAGUCUCUCUCCCGAUCUGUGAACAAUGAAUGUAAAUAUGGGUAGAUCUGAUGAUUUGGUAAACUGGGUCUCUUCUUUGUACUUGAACUUGUCGAAUGAGAUUUUUGCUCUGUUUUGCCAUUCCCUUUUCUCUUCCAUCAAAGAAUGAAUGUAAAUAUGGGUAGAUAUGUUGAUUCGGUGAACAAUGAAUGUAAAUAUGGGUUGAUCUUUGGAUUUUCUAUUUUUGCUCUGUUUUGUCGUUCCCUUUUCUCUUCCAUCAAAGAGGUACAUUCGGUUUCUGUUUAAUAGUUUUAUUAAAUUUUGAUUGCAAAGUUGGCACGCUAUGGUGAAGAUAUUCCUCGGCUAUAUCAUUUGCAGUCGAGAAUAUUUUUAUUGUAUAAUUUGUUGACAUUAUACUGUUGAAGCUAUCAAAAGUGCAGCUUUUGAGGUAUGCAUCAUACACUCUAUUUCUUUCAUUUGGCAUAUAUUAUAUGGAGUAAUGGAGUCUUCUACUUCUUGAUGUUUUGUUACUCUAUAUGUUAAAGGAAUUUAAAAGCACGAGUGAUGAAGAAGCUGCAGUUUUGGCUGCUUCCAUAGCUGCAUCCACUGUUAUUGAUGCUUCUAAUUCAAUUGAAGUUUGAAGGAGUUCUAGUAGUAUAGAGACAAUGAAUCCAUGCAAUACAGAGACAGAAACUAAUGAGGAUGAAAAAACCUUUUAGGGAAUAAUGAAUAAGGAGUAUGAAAAAGCAGAAGACCAACAUUUGUAGUUUAUUAUUGUGUAUUGGAAUUUGAUUAAAGCAAUGGAUGUGUUUUGUAAUAUUCUUAGCAAAUUAUUUCAAAUAAUGUAAUAUGUAAUGAAUUGUAUCAUGUAUGUUGUAUGCA
Molecule: messenger RNA, 3881 nt
Organism: Juglans regia (Persian walnut)
Lineage: Eukaryota; Viridiplantae; Streptophyta; Magnoliopsida; Fagales; Juglandaceae
Exons: 2
Coding region: 477-1466 (329 amino acids)
Source: RefSeq, a predicted model, not a curated record